This is a messenger RNA of Onychostoma macrolepis, 2000 nucleotides long. RefSeq names its product S-antigen; retina and pineal gland (arrestin) b (gene sagb). Lineage: Eukaryota; Metazoa; Chordata; Actinopteri; Cypriniformes; Cyprinidae. Gene Ontology annotation, molecular function: G protein-coupled receptor binding. The transcript has 16 exons. Gene Ontology annotation, biological process: G protein-coupled receptor internalization; signal transduction. Gene Ontology annotation, cellular component: photoreceptor outer segment; photoreceptor inner segment. The record is from RefSeq and is a predicted model, not a curated record. The coding region runs from base 139 to 1296 and encodes 385 amino acids.
AGCCGAGCCGUGGGGAAUGAACGGCUAGCGGUGGGCGGAGUCACAGCUUACAAAUACUGGCCCUGAACACCAGCGUCCACUCGCGCUUCAACACAACACACACCACCACAACAGACGGCUUCAGCUUCAGCAGACAGAAUGAGUCCCAAACACGUCAUCUACAAGAAACUCUCCAGAGACAAAUCUGUGGGCGUUUACAUGGGGAAACGGGAUUUCGUGGAUCACUGCGACUUUGUUGAUCCUGUUGAUGGAGUUGUGCUGAUCGACCCCGAGCAGGUGAAAGGGAAGAAAGUCUACGUCAUGCUGUCCUGUACGUUCCGGUACGGUCGGGAUGAUAUGGACGUGAUGGGAAUAGCGUUUCGCAGGGAUAUCUUCCUGUGCACUAGACAGGUCUAUCCUCCUCUGCAGGACAAGGAGCGCAGCGUUCACACCAAAGUACAGGAGAAGAUCCUGCGCAAACUCGGAGACAACGCAUAUCCCUUCUUCUUCGAGUUUCCAGAUAACCUGCCGUGUUCAGUGUGUCUGCAGCCGGGGCCCACAGAUGUAGGAAAGCGCUGUGCAGUGGAGUUUGAGGUGAAGGCAUUCUGUGCAGAAAAUCAAGAUGAAAAAGCCCAAAAGAGGAGUUCGGUCCGGUUAGCCAUCAGAAAGAUCCAGUACGCUCCAGAUAAAGGCAGCGAGGCUCCAUUGGCCGAAACCACCUGUGAAUUCAUCAUGUCUGAUAAACCGCUGCACAUGCGUGUCAGUCUGGAGAAAGAGACGUAUUACCACGGAGAGGAGAUGAACAUUAGCGUGGACAUCGACAACAGCUCCAACAGGAACAUGAAGAACUUGUCAGUCUCAGUGGAGCAGGUCACUAAUGUGGUGCUUUACUCAAACGACAAGUACAUCAAAACUGUGGCCUAUGAGGAAACCAUGGACACGGUGCCGUCUGGUACGAGUCUGAAGAAGGUUUACACCCUCUGUCCUCUACUGGACAAUAGCCCUGAGAGACUGGGACUCGCUCUGGAUGGAAAACUAAAGCAUGAGGACACUAACCUGGCCUCCUCCAGCAUUGUAAAGGAUGAAGUGCUGAAGGAGAUUCUGGGAAUGUUGGUGGCUUAUAGGGUGGUGGUGAAGUGUGAUGCAGCCGGCAUCGUUGGAUCCAGUGAGGUUGCUGUGGAGGUUCCCUUCAAACUCAUGCAUCCUAAACCUGAUCCAGAGAGUGAAGACACAACUGACCUGGUGUUCGAGGAGUUUAAACGCUCGUAUCUGAAAGGAAUCAUCGGUGACGAUGACGAAUCUCCGGCUGAGCCUUGAGAGCCUUCUCCGUGAAGAGUGCUCACGUAUGAGUGUACACACACAGACUCAUUCAUAAGCAUUUAUGGAUGCAUGUUGAGAUUGUGUAGAUGUUGUGAUGUGCACUAAUGCAAGAACUUCUAAGCCAGGUGAGGGAAAAAAAACAAUCAGCCAAAUCAGCAUUUAUGCUGCAGUCUCCAUACAUUCACUGCAAAUAUGUAUAUUGUAGCAAACCUGAUCAGCGCUGCUAAAUAUUUGCAGUUAGAACCAAAAAUCAUUAUUCCAAGUGUGAACGUAGUUCAAAAGGCUUCUUAGAAUACUGAAAUUAUAUGCUGAUAUAUAGUACAUUUUAUUUGUCAUGAAUGGAUGUACUGCAUAGUAAAUUAGAGGCAGAUUCUGUUGUUACUUGCUCUUUAAAUAAAUGCUUUGAACUAAAAGAAAACUCUUUGUGACAGCAAAACAUCUGGGUUUACAUGAUCUCUGUACCAAAAGACUGACAAUUUUUAACAAAACCUUCAUUUCAAAGCCUUGUAACAUGUGUAGUUAAAUUAGUUUGUAAAUUAGUCUUGUAAAAUGAGUUUAAUUAACCAAAGAUUCUCAUGGCCUGGUGGAAUGCCACCCUAUACUCAGCAAACUACAGUUAACAUACAAUUUUAGUGUGCAGCUUCUUAUGGCAGCAAUCCAGAGAUAAACUCAAACCUGUUUACCUUUAAUAAUCGGUUUCA